GGUCAAAGGAUGGAGGAACUUAUCUUCUAGGAAAAAUGUCUAUGUAGACCUCCCUUGAAAGUGGAACUACAGUCUGGUACUUCUAGCACAAGCAUUAUAACACCAGACUAACAUUUCCUGAGAUAUCUCAUUUAAUCACAGAAAAGGUAGAAACUGAAAUCAUUCUUAAACAUACCAGGUGCAGAGCACAACACAGUAGCCAUGAAUGACAUUGCACAGAAAACCGAGAUUCUGCUUUCUUCAUCUAAACCCGUCCAAAAAUCCUAUGUGCCCAAGCUUCACAAGGGUGAUGUAAAGGAUAAAUUUGAAGCUAUGCAGAAAGCAAGGGAAGAAAGAAAUCAAAGGAGAUCUAGAGAUGAAAAGCAAAGAAGAAAAGAACAAUAUGUUAGAGAGAGAGAAUGGAACAGGAGAAAGCAGGAGAUGAAAGAACUGCUGGGAUCUGAUGAAGACGAUGAUGCAAAAUCAUCUAAAAUAGAGAAAGGUUACGUUCCAAAGCUCAUAGGAACUGUUAAAGGCAAGUUUGCAGAAAUGGAGAAGCAAAGGCAAGAAGAGGAAAGAAAAAGAAUGGAAGAAGAAAGAAAGCGCAGAAUUGAACAGGACAUGAUUGAGAAAAGAAAAAUUCAAAGAGAAUUAGCAAAAAAAGCACAGGAGAUUGAUGACUUUAACAAUACGGGAACUGAAUCAGCAGCAGAGGAAGGGGAUGACUCACUGCUAGUUACAGUAGUGCCUGUAAAACCCAACAAAACACCUGGGAAGAUGAAAAUAAACUUUGAGAACACGGGAAAGGAGAAAGCAGAAGAAAAAGAGAGACAGGAUGAAGGAAUGAAGGAACAAAACCAAGUCCUUAAGGAAACCAAGUGCCUUUCGUUUGUCAUGGAUGAAAGUGAAGACACUAAAACACAAGAGCCUCUGUCUCCUGGUAAGCUGAAGGUAACUUUUGAAGAACUUGAAAGGCAAAGACAGGAAAACCAAAGGCGUCAAGCAGAGGAAGAAGCAAGACAGCGUUUAGAAGAGGAAAAACGUGCCUUUGAGGAGGCCAGACAGAGAAUGAUAAAUGAAGGUGGUGAUGAAGAAUCUGAAAAUUCUCUUAAAGAAUUUCGCCCUGGUAAACUCAGACUCAGUUUUGAGGAAAUAGAAAGACAGAGGAGAGAAGAGGAAAAGAGGAAAGCAGAAGAAGAGGCAAGACGACGCAUAGAAGAGGAGAAAAGGGCAUUUGCUGAAGCAAGGAGAAACAUGCAGGUGCUGGAUGAUGAAUCUCCAGAAAUGUUUAAAACAGUUUCUCAAGAAUCUCUCAUACCUGGUAAACUGGAAAUUAAUUUUGAGGAGUUGCUGAGACAAAAAAUGGAAGAAGAAAAAAGACGCACAGAAGAAGAGCGUAGGCAAAAGCUGGAAAUGGAAAAGCAAGAAUUUCAGCAGCUGAGACAAGAAAUGGGAGAGCUGGAAGAAGAAUGUGAAACAUUUGAGCUAAGCAAAGAAUAUGAAGAAUUAAUCAAGCUAAAAAGAAGUGGCUCUAUUCAGGCAAAGAACUUAAAAAGCAAGUUUGAAAAAAUAGGACAACUGUCUCAAGAAGAAAUACAGAAGAAGAUUGAAGAAGAGAGAGCCAAGAGAAGAGCAAUGGAUGAAGAAAUAAGAGAGAGGGAAGCUGAAAAAUUUCAAGAGGAUGAUGAGGUAGAUGUGAGACCAGCCAAGAAAUCUGAGGCUCCAUUUACUCACAAAGUAAACAUGAAGGCUCGUUUUGAGCAAAUGGCCAGAGCCAGGGAAGAAGAAGAGCAGAGGAGAAUUGAGGAACAGAAAUUACUACGGAUGCAGUUUGAACAAAAAGAAAUUGAUGCAGCAUUACAGAAGAAAAGGGAGGAGGAAGAAGAAGAAGAGGGAAGCAUUAUUAAUGGCUCUACUUGUGAAGAUGAGGAUGAUCAAGCUCGAUCUGGAGCUCCCUGGUUCAAGAAAUCACUGAAAAACACAUCAGUUGUAGAUGGCGAGCCCGUGAGAUUUACAGUUAAAAUUACUGGAGAACCAAAGCCUGAAGUUACAUGGUGGUUUGAAGGAGAACUCUUGCAGGACUCUGAGGACUAUCAAUAUAUUGAAAGAGGAGAAACCUACUGCCUUUACUUGCCAGAAACCUUCCCAGAAGAUGAAGGGGAAUAUAUGUGUAAAGCAGUGAACAACAGAGGCACAUCUGCUAGCACGUGUAUUCUCACCAUUGAAACUGAUGACUACUAAUGUUCUACUUUAGCUGGAAUCUUUCUUCCCCUCAAAACUUUCUUACUGCAUCAUCUCUUUCUCUGAUGGGGCCAACUAAAGAAUGCAAGGAUAUCCAUUUGUCAUUCCUGCACCACAUAACAACAACCUUCAGAUUGUGAGAGUGUCAAGGUUCCUUGCUCAAUACAAAUAAAAAAAUGAUUAUUAAAGGUGAAAAAAGAAGGAAUCAAUAUAUGAAACAUCACCUAAGGGAAAAAGCUGAAUUAGACCAGUGCUCCCACAUUUGAAGACAAAGUGUUGUGUACUAAUAUACAGCUAUAUACACAAUUUGGAAACUUGUGUAGUAGUGUACAUCUAUUGGAAUAUUUUGCAUGAACACUGAGUAUUUAAGCUGUUUUGCUUUAUCCCAGAGGUAAAAGGAAAUACUUAUUGAUGAUUUAAAAAAAACCAAAAACAGUGUACUAUUUUUAAAGAAUAAAAGAUUACAUAACUGCUCACUUUGGUUGUUUUGUUUUAAAGAGCAUUUGUUAUUUUGUUUUAAAAUGGGUGUGCAUAUAAACUGUUAUGCUCUUAUCAACAUUUGGUAAUUCAAAAGUAAAAAACUCAGCAAGGCUUAGUCCCAAGAUGUGCUUGUAAAAGUUUUAGGGUUUUUCAAUGCUUAAAUGAUACAAUAACAAUCGGUGACAAAAUGUGAGGCUAUCAUGGCUCAGUUGGUAGGAAGGAAGCUUUAAGAAAACCAUGUUCAGAGAGUAAGUGCUUUCUCAGUCUUUGUUCUCAAUUGAAUAAAUCUACUGCUGCCAUCUCUCAACACUG
Molecule: messenger RNA, 3012 nt
Organism: Calypte anna (Anna's hummingbird)
Lineage: Eukaryota; Metazoa; Chordata; Aves; Apodiformes; Trochilidae
Gene: NEXN
Product: nexilin F-actin binding protein
Exons: 14
Coding region: 202-2220 (672 amino acids)
Biological process (GO): mitochondrial fusion
Source: RefSeq, a predicted model, not a curated record